Colletotrichum godetiae is the source of this 2871-nucleotide messenger RNA. RefSeq lists its product as uncharacterized. The transcript is spliced from 5 exons. The record is from RefSeq and is a predicted model, not a curated record. Gene Ontology annotation, molecular function: DNA-binding transcription factor activity, RNA polymerase II-specific; zinc ion binding; oxidoreductase activity. The coding region runs from base 1 to 2871 and encodes 956 amino acids. Lineage: Eukaryota; Fungi; Ascomycota; Sordariomycetes; Glomerellales; Glomerellaceae. Gene Ontology annotation, biological process: regulation of DNA-templated transcription.
AUGGCCGAUGCCAACAACUCCCGACUGUCUUUGCCCAAGCAUGCAGACGCCCGGCGCAGUCGGUCCUUUGGCGGAUGUGGAACUGUACGCGCUGACUUGCUUCAGUGUCGAAACCGCCGGAUGAAGUGCGACGAGGGUCGGCCGACGUGCUCCAUGUGCAAAGCCUCCAACCUCACAUGCAGCGGCUAUGAGAAGAACAUCUUUUUCGACUUCGAGGAGAUUCCGAGUGCCGGAAUGGCGCGCUUUAGGAGACCCUUGUUGACAGAGUCGGAACGCGAGUCAAUGAGUGACGAACUCGUCUCCAGCAUUCCGCCGGCGCUGACUCUUUGGCACAUUGCCCAGAUCGAGGACGAGUGCGAAAGGACACCAUUGUCCCAGAGUGUUCAAAUCAGUCGAGGUCCUUUCGGGGCCUUCAGGGUACAUCGACUCUCAUUGGAAUCUGCAAAAGCUGUCCCCGAAUCAAGCCCAGAAUCAAACAAUCCCACAGUCGGCAGCCCUCCAAUGGCCGCGAAAGAGAUCGGCGAGGACAGUCCUGAGGGAGCAGACGAGGAGCUCAUGAAUUCAUCAGACGGUCCCCCAACACAAGAGACGACGCCGUUGCUUGGGCCUGCCCUUGCCUGCCUGGACCACCGUCCAUUAAGCCCUCUGACGGAGUGGUGGAACACGAACGAAUGGUGGAACAUGGGCGAUCUCCCAGACGUGAGCAACUGGUGGGACACGCCCGUGGAUCUAGAUCGCGUACGCGAUAUAACCGACAAUGUCUCUUUCACCGGGAUUGCGCAAUAUCCGAGAGUACCGAUGCACGUCACUUCGCAAGAUGUUCAAGUUUGUAUACCAAGCAUGUUUGCAGACACCCAAUCUCAACAGCUGGCCACGCCGGACAACUGCUCCAUCGCCCCCACAAUCGACUACGCUGUUCCUCACGAUGCCGUGUUCCUUCUCAGACACUACUCUACAACAGUCCUCCGCGGCUUCACGCCUUUCCGCCACAGUAAAACGCCAUGGCACAUCCUAUUCAUACCUUACGUCAAAAGCUGCCUCGCAGCACUGACUCUUGGAGACGACAUGGACCACGCCAGCCAGACGGCAUUCUACGGUACUCUCGCCAUCAGCGCCUCCAGCCUCGGCGGCAUCUCCAACUCGCGCAAGUGGUCCGAACAGGCAAAUAACUACAAGCAGCGUGCUCGUCACCACGUCCGGCUCAUGCUGCAGACAGCCUACGAUGUUCCCAAAAAGGCAAAGUACAAGUCAAUACUGAUUGCCUUACUGACAAUGGUGCAAAUCUCAAGCGUCUCUGGUAGCCGUGACCAAGUGGAGUGUUAUCUCCUAGAAGCGGAAAAGUUUAUACGCGUCAAGGGGCUCAACAGGAAGAAGUCUCGCAAGGUACGACUGCUGCAUCACUGUUACGCGUUCGAGCGGGUCUUGCACGAGACCACGUUUCCGGGGAGCACGCAGUCUCCCCAUCGUCUUCACGUGCGCAAGGUGAUUGAGACCAGCAACGCUAGCGCAUAUAGCCUGGAUAGUCUGUCGUUCCAGCUGACUAGUUGGAGCAACCUCGACCAAGAAAUGCUCAAGGUCAAGGGGCGGGAGGAGGGGGAGAACGAUCUCCAUCUUCAGAUCCCGGGUGUCUGGCUCCCGACGCUGUACCCGGAAAUCUUUGGUAUCCCAGAGAUCUACAUCUUCCUCCUGUCGCUUGUCAUAAGGCUGGCUCGGUCAAAAGAAGACCCGGAGUACUCGAGUCCCGCGGCACUCAAAGAGUUCAUGUUCCGCGCCAAGGCUGUCGAGAGACGUAUUCAUCAGCUCAGACGGCAGCCCGGAUACGUGCUAGAAGACCUGCCGACCUCGGACCCGGAGCUACAGCACUGCCAGCAGUUUUUAGAUAACCUCUCGCAGGCCAUGCAGCUGGCCCUGACCAUAUUUUUCUAUCGGAGGGUGUACGACGUGGAGGCGGACAUGUUACAGGAUAAGGUCGUCGGCGUUCGGGAUUGCUUGCUGCGGUUCGAGGCUACCGAGUCCGAGAUGGGGUACGGAUCGGCUAGGCUGGUGUGGCCUGCGGUGAUUGCGGCGAGCGAGGCGGAUGACUCAGAGGUGCGGGAAUCGUUUGCACAGUUUUUCAGGGAUUGGGCGCGUCGGAGCGGUCUUCGUAUCUUUAGCGAUUCUCUCAUCGCGAUCACCGGUGCCGGCUCCGGCAUGGGCCUUUCAACGGCCCAGCUCCUAGCCUCCCGCGGCGCUAAGCUAUCACUGGCGGAUAUCAACGAAGACUCUCUUAAAGAAGCAAUCUCAUCUCUGGAAGAUAGCUCAAGCCACAUGUACGAAGUUGUCGACGUAAGGAAAGGCGAUGUCGUCAACACUUGGAUUCAAAAUACGGUCACGAAGUUUGGCAAGCUUGACGGGGCUGUCAACAUGGCUGGCGUCAUUACUCACGCCACACCCGUUGCAGAGCUCACAGACAAGGAUUGGGAUUUCGUCUUUGAAGUCAAUGCUAAAGGUGUCUUCAACUGUCUGCGGUCACAAUUAGGAGCCAUGUCUGCUGGAGGCAGCAUAGUAUCUGCGGCUAGUGUUUUCGGCCAGUUUGGAGCUCCUGGCAACGCUGCAUACUGUGCCAGCAAGGCAGCUGUCAUUGGUUUGUCAAGAACAGCAGCCAAAGAAAACCAAAACAUUCGUGUGAAUUGCGUGUCACCUGGCUCUGUCAACACGCCGUUGUCUCGUGGAGAAAAUCCAGAAGACGUGAAGCGCGGUCUACAAGUAACCGCGCAGAAGAGAAGAGCAGAGCCCAUCGAGAUUGCUCGCGUCAUCGCGUUUCUUCUCAGUGAUGAGGCUUCUUUCGUCACAGGAGCUGUGUACAAUGUUGAUGGCGGUUGGGUAUGUUGA